AUGGCAUCUGCCAUUGAUAUGACUGUUCAACUAUCUUGGCUAGGAGGUAAUGAGCUGAUCAAUUUAAAAAGUAUUCCAUUAUUAAUCACGCAUGGCAUUCCAGGUCCUCCACAUCGAUUUUUCUUUGGUCAUUAUAAGACUAUUUGGUCAGUUCCACUGUUAACUUAUCAAUUGCAAACAUGGACUCGUCAAUAUGGUUCAAUUUAUGGUUUAUUUGAAGGUACUCGGCCAUUAUAUGUUGUUUCCGAUGUCGAAUUUCUUCAAGAAGUAUUUAUAAAACAAUUUUCAUCAUUUCAUUCACGACGUCUACCAUUCAUUCUUCGAAAGUCAACUGGAAAUCAUGUUCAUCUAUUAGGUGCUAGUGGAGCAAAAUGGUAUCGUCAACGACAAAUUAUUAAUCCAGCAUUUACGUCAGCUAAACUCAAAUUGAUGACACCAAUGGUUCAUAAAUGUGUCAGUUCAUUGAUGAAAAUAUUAGCAGAACAUUGCAAACAACAACAACAAUUUAAUAUUUACUUGCUCUACAAGAGAUUGACAAUGGAUGUAGUUUGUCAUUGUGCAUUUGGAACUAUUACAGACAUACAGAAUGAUAUUGAUAAUGAAUAUUUCAAGAAAGCUGAAAAAAACAUAGAAGAAAACUUAGAAAAAAAUCCAUUAAUUCGAUUGGGCCAUUUAAUGCCAUGGCUUAUUCCGUUACUGACUUAUGUUAUGAUUGUGCAAGUUCAAUUGAAACGUUUUGCACAUAAAUUCAUACGAAAUAUUGAAGAAAUGCCUCGAUUUUGGCUUUUAGAACGUGUAAAAGAUAUAAUUGAUAUUCGUACAUCUUCCUAUGAUAAUGACAAUGUAAAACGAAAGGUUGAUUUACUUCAACUAAUGCUUGAUACUGCGACAAGAGAACAAGUCAAGGUUAGUUUAUUGAUUCAUUUAGAAGAAUGA
Rotaria sp. Silwood1 is the source of this 936-nucleotide messenger RNA. Lineage: Eukaryota; Metazoa; Rotifera; Eurotatoria; Philodinida; Philodinidae. The record is from the annotation of a GenBank genome assembly.